Solanum lycopersicum (tomato) is the source of this 2118-nucleotide messenger RNA. Its product is annotated as glycosyltransferase BC10-like. Gene Ontology annotation, molecular function: glycosyltransferase activity. Lineage: Eukaryota; Viridiplantae; Streptophyta; Magnoliopsida; Solanales; Solanaceae. Gene Ontology annotation, cellular component: membrane. The record is from RefSeq and is a predicted model, not a curated record.
AUUACUAAAUAUUUUCUGUAAAUUUAUUUUCUAUAAAAACCUCUCUUGUACAAAUAAUCUUUUGUUGAUAGUAACACGUUCAGAUUAUUGUAGAACGAAAAAGAUAAAUAGGAGAGGUAAAUCAAGUGAAUAUUAAAUACAAUUUUCUUUUACAUAUUACUGAAAUCCUUACAUGAAUGUCUUGGAGAUAUUAAAAAAAAUUAACUAAAAUAAUAAUUAAUUAGAACAUAUCUUGUGUCUAAUUCUAGUUAAUUUUUUUGCUUCCAUCUCAACUAUAUAUAUUUCCUCCUCCUCUUUUGCUUUACUCCAUUUCUUCUUCUUCCCUUUCCCAGUAUUUUUUUCGAAUUAUGUCUUGAAUUUGUUUAUUUUUUUUUAUUAUAUAUUUUUAGAAAAAUCAUAAUUCCUAUUGAUUUAGAAAAUCCAUUGUCCUAAUAGAUUUUGGAAAGAAAAUCUAGUAGGAUUUGGAGACUAGCUACUCGAAAUCUAUAUAUAAGAGUUGUCGUUGUACAUUUUUUCAUCCUUUGUGUUUUUUCUUCUCUCUUCGCUUUGUGUAUGAUUGUGUGCUAGAUAACUCAACUUACAAUCUUUUCGCAAUAUAUCAGAAAUAACUUUUAUAUCCUAUCCUACAAAAGGCAAAAGCAAGAUCAGUAAUUCUGUGCAUAUCUUAUCUUUCUCAGACUCUACUUGUGGGAUUACAGAGAGUGUGUAUUGUUGUUUUUCCCAUAGAUUUUCAAGAAAAUGAAGAAUGAACAACAAUAUCAAUUCACCACUACAAAACUAUUCACUAUUUCUCAAAGGUACCUCCAUAAUCUUGUGUCCUAUUUUUUUUUAUUUGGGUCUGGUUUAGCAAUUGGUAUAACACUAAUUUUUUAUCUCCAAGACCUAAUUCCCAACACUUUACAAAACAAAUUAUUUUUCCCCCAAAUAAUCCAAUUCACCUCACCUCCACCUCCACCACCCCCACCCCCACACCCUACACCAAUUACCCCACCAUCACUUCCACAACCUCAACAAGAAAAUAUUAUUCCUCUUGUUUUAAAUAAUAAUGAGACCAAAAUUUUAGACCUUAGUGGAAUAAGGUUAAAAGAUUUUAUGGAGACACCAAAAUUUAGUACUCCUAAACAUGUUAUGAAAGAUGAAGACUUGAUAUGGAGGGCUAUGAUGGUGCCAAGUGUUAGUGAUUUGCCAUUUAAUAGAAAACCAAAGAUUGCUUUUAUGUUUCUUGCAAGAGGAAGUUUACCAUUGGCACCAUUAUGGGAAAGAUUUUUCCAAGGACAUGAAGGCCUUUAUUCUAUUUAUAUUCAUUCUCAACCAUCUUUUAAUGGAAGUGCUCCACAAGAAGGACCUAUUUUUCAUGACAGAAGAGUAGCAAGUAAGAAAGUAGAAUGGGGAAAAUUCAACAUGGUGGAAGCAGAGCGACGAUUACUAGCGAACGCGUUAUUAGACAUAUCGAACGAACGUUUCGUGCUUCUUUCGGAGUCAUGCAUUCCUCUAUACGACUUCACGACCAUCUAUGACUACAUCAUCAACUCCGCAAACACAUUCAUGGAGUCUUACGAUUUGAUAAGCCCAGUGGGACGAGGUCGUUACAACAAGAAAAUGAAACCAUUGGUAACCCUAGCCCAAUGGCGAAAAGGGUCCCAAUGGUUCGAGGUCGAUCGAGAGAUCGCCAUCGACAUAAUAUCGGAUCAAAAAUAUUCUAAUUUGUUCAAGAGAUUUUGUAGGCCAGCAUGUUAUUCAGAUGAACAUUAUUUGCCAACAUUUGUGACAAUGAAAUAUUGGUGGAAAAAUGAAAAUAGAACAUUGACUUGGGUUGAUUGGGCCAAAGGUGGGCCUCAUCCAACAAAAUUUAUCAGGCCUGAUGUGACAGAAGAUUUGCUUUAUGGGAUGAGAAAUGGGACCAAAUGUGAGUAUAAUGGGCAGCCCAGUAACAUGUGUUACUUGUUUGCUAGGAAGUUUUUGCCUAGCACUUUAGAUAGGCUUUUGAGAUUUGCUCCUAAAAUCAUGAAAUUUGGAUAAAUUGAUAUUUGUAAAAGUUUUAAUAUUUUUGUUAAUUAUUUCUAGUUCUAGCAUUGGGUUCAAUGACACUGAUAAUAUACAUCAUAUUCAUUUCAAUUA